This is a messenger RNA of Nannospalax galili (Upper Galilee mountains blind mole rat), 2483 nucleotides long. It is a transcript of the gene Kctd5, whose product is annotated as potassium channel tetramerization domain containing 5. The transcript has 6 exons. NCBI's taxonomy places the organism in Eukaryota, Metazoa, Chordata, Mammalia, Rodentia, Spalacidae. The record is from RefSeq and is a predicted model, not a curated record. The coding region runs from base 55 to 759 and encodes 234 amino acids. Gene Ontology annotation, biological process: protein homooligomerization; proteasome-mediated ubiquitin-dependent protein catabolic process. Gene Ontology annotation, molecular function: cullin family protein binding. Gene Ontology annotation, cellular component: Cul3-RING ubiquitin ligase complex; cytoplasm.
UUAAAGACCGGACGCUUCCGGCGGAGGGGAGCUGUGGCGGGGCUUGUUGGGAUCAUGGCGGAGAAUCACUGCGAGCUGCAGCCGCCAACCCCUAACAGCCUCGGGGCGGGGCUGGGGGGCGGCUUGUGUCGCCGUUGCAGCGCUGGGCUCGGCGCCCUGGCUCAGCGUCCUGGUGGCGUGUCCAAGUGGGUCCGGCUCAACGUCGGUGGUACCUAUUUCCUUACCACCCGGCAGACGCUCUGCCGGGACCCGAAGUCCUUCCUGUACCGCCUGUGCCAGGCCGACCCCGACCUGGACUCCGAUAAGGAUGAAACAGGUGCCUAUUUAAUUGACAGAGAUCCCACCUACUUUGGACCUGUACUGAACUACCUGAGACAUGGAAAACUGGUUAUUAACAAAGACCUUGCAGAGGAAGGAGUGUUGGAGGAAGCAGAAUUUUACAAUAUCACCUCACUAAUAAAACUUGUAAAGGAUAAAAUUAGAGAACGAGACAGCAAAACAUCACAGAUGCCUGUGAAACAUGUGUACCGUGUGCUGCAGUGCCAGGAAGAGGAACUCACACAGAUGGUGUCCACCAUGUCAGAUGGCUGGAAGUUCGAGCAGCUGGUCAGUAUUGGCUCCUCUUACAACUAUGGAAAUGAAGACCAGGCUGAGUUCCUCUGUGUGGUUUCCAAGGAGCUGCACAACACCCCGUAUGGCACAACCAGUGAGCCCAGUGAGAAAGCCAAGAUUUUGCAAGAACGGGGCUCAAGGAUGUGAGGAGUACUGACAGCUGAAGAAAUGAUUUCCUUUUUCCCAAGAAACAGUGAGCCGCCAUGUCCAGGAAACAUGGCUGUGAGAAGAAAUCUGCUUUUGAUCAUUUCUCUAGAGAUCUGGGUGUGGAUCCUUUUUUGCCUCAGAUGUGGGUGGCGAGAGACAGCCCAGCUGUCAAGCCAGUCAUCCCCACAGGGAGGCAGUCAGAGCUGGGUUUGACAGUCUCUGUGGUCUCACUCUGUUCUUUCUCAGUGCCACAUGGGACUGGGGCAGAAUGCUAUUGACCAGCCCGUGCAGUCCUGAAGACAAUUUGAAGGACGGGGUCCUUGGUGCUAUACAUUGUCUGCGACAAGCAGCCUGGGGCUUGCCAGGAGGAAGGGCAGCAGCCAUAACUCCUGUCCAGUGCACUGUGGCUCGGGGCUUUGGUGCCUUCUCAUCACCACUUGAGCACCAGGCCCCCAUCCUUGGGUCAGGGAGGCUACUCUGCCUCCAGGCAUGAUUGGUUGAUUUCUCUUGACCUCUGCAAAGGCAGCCUCCAUAUCGUCACUACUUCCAGGCGCGUGUCCCAGGCCAGGCCCUCCCAGAGCCAGGCUUGUUUUUUGGCCUCGUCAGCUUGACCCAGGACCAUCAAGGCUUCUCAAUUUGUAUUUUCCAGGCGAGAGGACUUUGUAUCCCUUUUUUAAAGUGUCGAUAGACCACCCAAUGUUUAUACUCUUUAGAAAUGCCUAAAAGUGUUGCUAUGUUUUGGAUUGAUCUGUUAAAUCAUUUAAUGGGAGGUAGAGGUUUUGCCUCAUCUUUCCCACCUGUGGGCUUAUGGGGGAGCUGGCGCCUACCCGUGCCUUUGUUGCGCCUGGGAUGGAGGCUGGGGCGGGAGGCCUGUCCACCUGGCUUCUGGAGCUGACACUCCAGGUCACGUUGAACAUUCAGGAUGUUUACAGCGCAAAACCUGUCUCCUUGCCGGCUCUCAUUUCCUGUAUAACUAUGCAGUUCUUCUCUCAUAUUUCUGGAGUGUUUGAGACUUUGCACAACCUACAUGGGUUCUGCCCAUCUGACAUGACAUCAGAGCUACCAAGGUUCCUGCAGAAGCUGUGCCUGCUAGCUUUGAAACAGACCUUUCUCAGCUGGGGGAUGUAGCAGUCCGCAGACCUGGCCCAAAAGAGCAAGGUCUGUGUCUCUUGACCUCUGGCUUCCCAAGGGAGCUGUGUAAACUGACCGCCAGGGCUGCCCAUGCGCAGGUCAGAGCCUCUGACACUAUUCGUUUCAAAUGCUUCCGGAAACUUCUUGCCUAGACCCUUUUCCUUCUCCUUUGCCAGUAACCGAUUAACCAAGUUCUCCAGCAUCUAAGACUGACCUCUUCCUUUCGUUAGGUCUCUUGUAUGUUGUUAAUUGUUUGGUUUAGAAGAUUCAGAAAAACCUUUCUAUGGGGUGGAUUGAGCUACAGCAGCCUGUCCUCCCCAGCACACCCUUGGGGUAGUGGCCCUGCUGUUGGCCAUAGACAUUCUCUGGGGAGUUGCUGGACACUUAGUGUUGUUUGAUUUAUGACCUUAACAAUGGAUAGGCUUGUGGGGUUUUUUUGUUUUUUAAUUUAAUGAUAAGAUUUAAUUCACUAAAAUUUAUUCAAAGGGGAUAUUUAUACUUUUAUACUUUUUUAGGUAUCCAUAUUUUAUCAAGCUUACUGUUUAAUGCCUAAGUUUCCCCUGAAAUAGCAAAUAAAAUUGUGUAUUUAUGAA